Messenger RNA from Drosophila suzukii, 814 nucleotides. The record is from RefSeq and is a predicted model, not a curated record. NCBI's taxonomy places the organism in Eukaryota, Metazoa, Arthropoda, Insecta, Diptera, Drosophilidae.
GUAUUGAGUGCAAAUUUUUGAACCGUUUUUUUAUAUCCAAACAAACAAAAAAAGAGCUAUGCACUCAAACAAUUCGUCUCCAACAACAUGCUACAAAAUGGAAGCCCAAUCCUCAGAACACCACAAACGUCUGGAAUACUGCACCACAAGACUGAAGUACCGUCAGGGUCGGGAAUUAAAAGCUGUUAAGGUCUAUACAGUGGCCAGUGAGUCCCGGCAUUUGCUGAUCUUUGGUGUACCGAAAGUAAACCUUCAAGCCGAACUGAAAGCUAAGCUACAGGGAUUUGGCAAACUGCAAUCUUGCAUUUCCAUAACUUCAGAGAUGGCUUCAAAAAUGGAACUAGAAGCCUUUACGGAUGUGUUUGCCGUGAAAUUCGAACGCCUAGAGGUUGCCAGAAGAGCAAAGAAGAUGCUCGAUGCCCGCCAGUUCUUUGGCGGCAUUUUACACAUAUCCUACGCUCCAGAGCGGGAGUCCCUCGACGAACUUAGGGAGAAGAUGGUGCAGCGCAGGCAGGAGGUGGCUCAACGCAUCCGAAGUAACCAGAAAGAAAAGCCUCAUGCGCCAAAGAAGAGCCGGGAAGCCAGAUGACUACAGGAUGUUAACGCUUUAUUCAACUUAACUCAUUGCAAUGAACUCCUAAGGCAGAACGAUGUCAGUAUUAUCGUCACAUCAGAGUGUUAGUUGCUACCACUCCGAAACCUCAGCUACCCGUCGGUUCACUUGGCCGUCCCCCGAUCCUCUUGUACUAUUUCUGCUUCGUCCGUCGCAGGUCGUGGUAGUAAUUCAGCAGGCCAAUCCGCUUCGCCCAAAUUU